GUUUCCGCGAGUGAGAACGGGCUGUAUAACUUGCAAAAUCCGUCGCAUCAAGUGUGAUGAGGCCAAGCCAAGUUGUCAGAAGUGCGUGUCGACUGGACGCCGCUGCGACGGGUACGAGCCGAUCCGCACGCUACCAGUGAUGGGAAUGCCCUCCGCCUGGGACUUUAUCUGCGAUGACUCCACAGAACUCGACAACUUCUCGUUCUUCCAGUCCGUGACCACUUCGACACUAGCGGAAUUCUUUGACCCCGGAUUCUGGUCCGAUCAGUUGUUGCGGUUCGCCCACCAUUAUCCGGCCCUCUGGCACGGCAUGACCGCUCUGGCCUGCCUGCAUCGAGACUAUGUCGGCCAGGAUGUUCGCUUCACGGCGCCCGGAGCACGGGAGAUUCGCAGCAGGCGAUUUGCAUUGAAACAGUACAACAAAUCCAUCCAGGCGCUGUCGGAACUGUGCUCCAAGCCCGUUCUAGGUUUGGAAGAUCGCAUCGUCGUGCUGGCCACCUGUGCGAUUUUCUCGUCCAUGUGCGUCUUGCAGAGCCAGCAGCACCAGGCGUACAUGCACAUUCGCAACGGGCUGAAAAUCAUCUCUGAAUGGGAGUUCGACUACCAGGAAGUGACAGUGUGCGGAGACUAUGUGGCCGCCAGUAUGCUGGUCCUGAUCUUUACUCGCCUCGACUCCCAGGUCAUUCCCUAUAUGUUUGCCUGCGACGACGCCACGACGUGGAUUGACCGUCAGGUGGUCCCACUAUAUGCCCAUGCCACAUUCCUUACUCUCUUUGACGCAUACGUAUCUAUCGAAGCGAUUUACAAUGGUGUGAUGCGGCUGAUGUGGAGGUUCAACAAACGGGGCGCGAAUUAUCGCCCCAUCCCCCUCCCAGACCGCGAGGCACAGCUGCAACUCUUACAGGCGUGGGACCAACAACUGGCCAUUGUUUUGGAGACGUUAUCGGCAGAAGCCCGGAACUCCAAGGCAGUGGACCUACUGAUGGUGCGCCGGACUCUGGCCGGGCUCUUCUACCAUGUUGAUCUCGCUCCCGGCGAAUUGGCCGCCGACCUUUAUCUUGCGGAGAGUGUGGAGCUCGUGGACCGGGUCGCGCGGAUCCUGGGAGAUGGGGGCAAUGUCCGUCUGCAGCGUACCAAGGCAGCGUACACUCUCGAGACUGGGAUAGUUGAGCCUCUGUUCUGGGUGGCUGUCCGGUGUCGCGAGCCGCAAGUGAGACGCCGAGCGCUGAGGCUGCUCCGACAGUAUCCCCGCCGCGAGGGUAUCUGCGACGGCAUUGUGGCGGCGGGGACGGUCGACAAGCUGAUCGAAAUCGAGGAGACAGGGUGCCCCCGCGCACGUGGUGAUCCAGAGAAAGCAAGUCCCUGCAAUGAUGGACAGUGGGUGUGUGAGAAACAUCGUGUCUCGACGUGGGACUUCGUUCUGCGGUCCGAAAGCGAGGUUGCCGUCACGUACAGGACGGUGGAGGACUUUGCUCUCGACCGCCCGGGGACAAAGCUGUUGUAUUCGUGGUGGUAGACCAGUAUGUUUGGUCGUUGCAUCAGCGAUUAGAAAAUAGACAGAUUGAUUCAACCUUGCUUUGGUUUGUCGGCCGUCUUACAGAGGCAAGCCUCGACUUGAAUGCGUCCUUGGAUGACAAACUGUCAUCGAAGAAUAUUAAGCCUUUUUCGGCUUCGCCGUAACCCUACAUCACUACACCCAAGCCAAGAAUCAUUAUCAUUCAAAUAAAUACUUAUCUG
Molecule: messenger RNA, 1737 nt
Organism: Aspergillus fijiensis CBS 313.89
Lineage: Eukaryota; Fungi; Ascomycota; Eurotiomycetes; Eurotiales; Aspergillaceae
Exons: 3
Coding region: 140-1516 (458 amino acids)
Source: RefSeq, a predicted model, not a curated record